Messenger RNA from Culicoides brevitarsis, 1762 nucleotides. RefSeq lists its product as uncharacterized. Bases 101 to 1762 code for a protein of 553 amino acids. Gene Ontology annotation, biological process: protein phosphorylation; maturation of SSU-rRNA. The record is from RefSeq and is a predicted model, not a curated record. NCBI's taxonomy places the organism in Eukaryota, Metazoa, Arthropoda, Insecta, Diptera, Ceratopogonidae. Gene Ontology annotation, cellular component: cytosol; preribosome, small subunit precursor; nucleus. Gene Ontology annotation, molecular function: ATP binding; protein serine/threonine kinase activity. The transcript is spliced from 2 exons.
CUGUGAUUGGUUAAAAGCUUUGUUUUGGUUUUUCGCGGAACACAUGUGAGACACGAUUUUGCUAAAAAAAUCCUUAAAUCUCUUCAAAAAGCAUUAAAAAAUGGGAAAAUUAAACGUAACUGUGUUACGUUACCUCACAAAAGAGGAUUUUCGUGUCCUGACAGCUAUCGAAAUGGGUAUGAAAAACCAUGAAUUGCUUCCCGGAGCACUUUGUGCCUCAAUUGCCAACAUUCGAGGCGGCGGCGUUCACAAAUUGUUACGAGAACUGUGCAAACACAAGCUCGUGACGUACGAAAGAGGCAAAAAAUACGACGGAUAUCGUCUCACAAAUCAAGGAUACGAUUAUUUGGCUUUGAAAACGCUAACGUUGCGUGGCUCUGUCUCGUCAUUCGGCAAUCAAAUCGGGGUUGGAAAGGAAUCAAACAUCUACACAGUCGCAGAUGAGGAAGGAAAUCCUCUUUGCCUGAAACUCCAUCGAUUGGGUCGCGUUUGUUUCCGAAAUGUCAAGGAAAAACGAGAUUAUCACGGAAAAAAGCAUCGUUGCAGUUGGUUGUACUUGAGUCGCAUUUCCGCGACACGAGAAUACGCUUAUAUGACCGCAUUGUACGAAAGAGGCUUUCCCGUGCCCAAACCGAUCGAUUUUAAUCGUCAUUGUGUCGUCAUGGAGCUCGUUGACGGCUAUCCGAUGACAAAUAUCACCGAAGUCGAAAACGUCGAGCAACUUUACGACGAUUUGAUGAAUUUAAUUGUCAGAUUGGGAAAUUGCGGCGUCAUUCACGGCGAUUUUAAUGAAUUUAACAUCAUGAUAACUGAAGAUCAGAAGCCAAUUUUGAUUGAUUUUCCGCAAAUGGUGUCGACAUCGCAUCCGAACGCUCAAAUGUACUUCGAUCGCGAUGUCCAAGGUGUUCGGGAGAUCUUCCGGAAGCGGUUUGGAUACGAAAGUGAGGAUUACCCCAAGUUCGAGGACCUCGAGAGGGAAGAUAAUUUGGAUAACGAAGUGAAAUGCAGCGGAUAUGGCUUCACGCAGGAGAUGGAAGACGAUUUAUUGGAAGAAUAUGGCGUUCUGAAGAAAGGCGAAGAAGACUUUGACAGCGAUGGCGAGUUCAAUUCCGGCUCUGACACGGAAAAUUUCGAUUCUGACCAAGAAAACGACUCAAAACCGGAGUUUACGGAUGCCGAGGUGAAAGAAUUCCAGCAAAAAAUCGAAGAAGAAGUCACAAAAUUAGAAAAACCCGCGAAAAAGAGUACGGGAGUCAUGAAAUAUAUCGAAGAAAUGUCAAAACAACUCGAGCAAAAUGUCCAAUUCGAGAAACCAAUAGCGCCCGAGGAGGAAAAUGACAUUUUUGAAGACACCCUUGAUGUACCUGAGCUCGUUACAGAACCAAAUCCGCCAACAAAAGUCAUUUCAGACAACAAAACAGCAGAAAAUGAUGACGAUGAUGCCCAUUCCAUGAGCAGCAAUGACCUUGAAACGCCCGAACAAGAUGAUGAACUCGCUAAUUUAGAUCCAAACUCGCGUGAAUAUCGCUUUAAAAUGGUGCGAAAGCUUCUUGACGAUGCCAAAAGUAUGCGUUCGUAUUCGACAUCGGCAAGUACAAUCGCGCCGUCAGUCGUAACGGAUCGCGUGAAACGUGGCUUGACUGAACGUGAAAAACGCGAAAACCGAAGGAAAUGCGUUCCCAAAGGAGAAGCAAGUGCAGUAAGGAGAAUGCGAAAAGACAAUGCUGGCGUCGUACGAGAAUAUGCCGGAUGGGAUUUCUAA